ACCUCCCAUACUGCUUAGUUUCAAGAUAUGGGUAAGCUUCCUUCUUUUAUUCUUCGUUCACUUGGUAAUGCUGGAAGCCAUCUUUCUAGUUUCCACUCUUUUUCUUCUUCUUCUUCUAACACCAUUGCUACCUCCAUCGAAGCCCUAAGUAAGAAUCCCAUAUCCAUGCCUGUUAGACGAAAGGGAAAAAGAGGCCACCGCUUCGAUAAUGUUGAUCAUGCUUUGAUUUUGUUCAAUAAGAUGAUUGAAAAGUACCCAAAGCCUUCAAUUAUGGAAUUCACUAAAUUAUUAUUAGCACCCAUUGUUGGAAUGAAAUAUUAUGGCAUUGUUGUUUCUAUGUGUAGCCAGAUGGAAUUAUUGGGAGUUUCCCACAAUGCUUAUUCUUUGAAUAUCUUGAUUAAUUGCUGUUGUAAAUUAGGUCGAAUUGAUUUUGGGUUUUCUGUUUUGGGGAAAAUGUUGAAGUUAGGUGUUGAACCUGAUGUUGUAACUUUUUCAACUUUACUUAAUGGACUUCGUAAUCAAAAUAAGAUUUUUGAGGCUGUUAGUAUAUUCGAUGAAAUGAUUGAAAGAGGGUAUCAACCUCAUUUGAUUGCUUACAGUACAAUACUAAAGGGGUUGUGUAAGACCGGCAAUACUGAUAGAGCUGUUAGGUUUCUAAGGCCGAUGGAAAGCAGAGGUUCUGAACCUAAUAUUGUAGCAUAUAAUACUAUCCUUGACUGUCUUUGUAAGAAAGGGUUGUUGAAGGAGGCUCUCGAUCUCUUCUCCGAAGUGAAGGUUAAGGGCAUUAGACCAAAUAUCAUUACUUAUAGUUGUUUAAUUCAUGGUAUGUGUAAUUCGGGCCAGCAGGAGGAGGCUACAAGGCUUUUGAAUGAAAUGGUGGAUAACAAUAUUUCAGCAUAUAAUGUAUUGAUCGAUGCACUUUGUAAGGAGGGGUUGAUUUCUAAAGCUGUAGAAACUAUUGGCAUAAUGAGAAAGCAAGACAUUAAGCCCAAUAUUGUCACGUGUAAUACAUUGGUUGAUGCACAUUGCAAAGAAGGGAUGGUUUCUAAAGCUGAGGAUAUUGUUGCCGCAAUGAUAAAGCGAGGCAUUGAGCCUAAUGUUGUUACUUAUAAUAUAUUAAUCAACGGUCAUUGCUUGCAAAAUAAAAUGGAUAAAGCUAGAAGAGUUUUACAGUUGAUGAUUGAGAAGGGUUGUGCACCUGAAAUAGUUACUUACAGCACCAUGAUCAAUGGAUAUUGCAAUGGUAAAAGGUUAGACGAAGCAAUGGAACUCUUUCAUGAAAUAUCUCGAAAGGGACCAAUCCUGGAUACUGUCAAAUACAACACUCUCUUGCAGAUUAUGUUUCAGUUAGGGAGAGUUUCAACUGCCUGUAAACUGUUUAGAAAGAUGCUUGCUUCUGGACAAAUUCCAGAUAUAGUGACCUGUUUGAUUUUGCUAAAUGGUUUAUGCAAAACAGGUCAUAUCGAAGAGGCAUUGAAACUUUUUGAAGCAAUGCGGAACAGUGGGUUGGAACUUGAUAUUGUCCCAUAUACUAUCCUAAUUGAUGGGUUGUGCAAAGUUGGGCAUAUCACGGUUGCAAAAGAAUUAUUUCAUCAACUCUCAGACAAUGGUUUAAAACUGAAUGUUUACACAUAUUGUAUAAUGAUUAAUGGGCUAUGUAAAGAUGGAUUGCCAGAUGAAGCAUACAGGUUGUUUGGGAGCAUGGGAGAUAAUGAUUGUUCGCCUGAUAGCUGUUGUUAUAAUGUAAUGAUCCGGGGGUUCCUUCGAAACAACUCUACCUCAAAGGCAACACAACUUCUUACAGAAAUGGUCGGUAAAGGCUUUUCUGCAGAUAUAUUCACUGCCACCUUAUUUACGGAUUUCAUCGUACACUCUAAUAGAUCAAUCUUGCUCUGAAAUGUUUCACAAAUUGUGUAAAGAUCAUCACUUGCAAAUGUUAAUCAGUUUGUUUGUACAGUGAUAAAAGAUUCUUGAAACUAGAAUGAGUUUUAGUGUCUAUUUUCAAUAUUGUUGUGUAGUAAGUGAGAAUGUUGCUAAGAAAUUAGGGGAAAAUCAAUAUCUGUUGCAAUGACAAUAGCAUCAGUUUAACUAUCGUUAGAAGUGUAGAAUUCAAUCAAAUUUAGGGUGUUUGAUUAACUGAAAAUAUUUUUCGGAAAAUAAUAUAAUUUUUUGAAAAAUGUAAUAUAUAUAUUUAAUGUUGUAUUAUAUCUUUCACUUAAUUAUGCACUUUGCUUUCAUGUUUUCUUUUUACUGAGGGCAAUGUGAUCUUUUCACCUCAACUCACGAUAUUGCCUUAAAAACUUUGUAUAAAGAGUCACCUUAGUUUUAGGAUAGUUUUUGUUAGUUUAUUUUCAUUGUUCUUAGGAAGGAAUAUUAACUUACGAUCCGCUUGUGGAUUACAAUUAAUUUUAGGUUUACUUAGUUUUAUUUAUUUAUUUCUCUUUUGAUGCUUCAUUUGACUAUUUUAUUGUGGUUGGAAGUUUGGUAGGAUUAAGGACUAAAUUUGCAAUUUAAUUUUUUUAUUUGCACCUAUGCCAUUAAUUUUAGGUGACAGAUAGCUUAACGAAAAUUUGAAGGGAAAGUAGAUUGAAAGCCAGUCAUUUACCUAUGCUAGCGAUCUAAUCGAGAGGUUAUCCUAAAUUGAUUUUAGGUAAAAACUUCAAAUUAAAGACCUUGAUAACCAAGGGUGAUUAUUUUGGUAUGUUUUUAUUUGUCCCUAUUCAUCCUUAAUUAUGAGGGCAGUUUUCAUUUUCAUCCUCAUCCUGAAAACUUUUCAAAGAAUUAGGAAUGACAUAAUAGUCCCAAAACCACCAAAAUUUGUAGUGAUGGUGAAAAUAAUUAAAAAUGAGUGUUGUAGUUGGUAUCAUGUCUUAUUUCUCAUUUAUUUGGGUUGCAAAUUUCCAAUUUGAAAGUGAUGUAGAGUUGAAAUUUGGAUAUCUAUUUGCUUUAGUUUCAUAUUUAUUCUUGAAUUUAAUCUUGACCUCUUAUUUUGAUUAAUUUCUCUUUUCUUUUAAUG
This is a messenger RNA of Gossypium raimondii (Peruvian cotton), 3016 nucleotides long. Its product is annotated as pentatricopeptide repeat-containing protein At1g63330-like. NCBI's taxonomy places the organism in Eukaryota, Viridiplantae, Streptophyta, Magnoliopsida, Malvales, Malvaceae. The record is from RefSeq and is a predicted model, not a curated record. The coding region runs from base 28 to 1896 and encodes 622 amino acids. The transcript has a single exon. Gene Ontology annotation, molecular function: protein binding.